Molecule: messenger RNA, 1445 nt
Organism: Siniperca chuatsi (mandarin fish)
Lineage: Eukaryota; Metazoa; Chordata; Actinopteri; Centrarchiformes; Sinipercidae
Gene: dnajc25
Product: DnaJ (Hsp40) homolog, subfamily C, member 25
Exons: 6
Coding region: 80-1264 (394 amino acids)
Biological process (GO): protein folding
Cellular component (GO): endoplasmic reticulum membrane
Source: RefSeq, a predicted model, not a curated record
UCCCGGCACGUCUUGAUGAUGUAAUCAGCGUGCGACAGGACAGCCUGUGCUCCGGAGUUGGCAGUAGCAGCAGACAGAGAUGGCUGCGCCCACGGAGGAGUACCACGGCGGUGGAAGAGGGCUUGCUGGUUGUCCGCGGACUGUGCAUCCUUGGUGGCGGCUCGCGGUGCUCCUGUUCUCCGUGUCCUCCAUUCCGACGGUCACCGCUUUGGUGGAGGGUCUGUACUGUGGCACCGAGGUCUGCUACGAAGUGCUCGGCGUCACCCGGGAGGCCGCCAAGGCGGAGAUCGCCCGGGCUUACCGGCAACUGGCCCGCCGGUACCACCCAGACCGGUUCAGACUGGGAGACCCCGGCACGGAGGGAGAGACCCGGGAGUCCGCCCAGAAGAAGUUCCUCCUCAUCGCAACCGCGUACGAGACGUUAAAGGAUGAGGACACUCGGCGGGACUACGACUACAUGCUGGACCAUCCUGAGGAGUACUACCAGCACUACUACGCCUACUACCGUAGACAGCUCACCCCCAAAGUGGACGUCAGGAUCGUCAUCCUGGUCACCAUCUGCGCCAUCUCCAUCUUCCAGUACUACAGCUGGCACAACAGCUACAACGAGGCCAUCAACUACCUGGUGACCGUCCCCAAGUACCGAAUCCAGGCCAUGGAGAUAGCCAAGCAGCAAGGCCUCCUCAACCGCACCAAGGAGAAGGGCAAGAACCGCCGCUCCAAAGAGGAGAUCCGGGAGCAGGAGGAGGAGGUGAUCCGUGACAUCAUCAAAAACAAGAUUGACAUCAAAGGAGGCUACCAGAAGCCCAACCUGUCAGACAUCCUGCUUUGUCAGAUCGUGCUCUUCCCCUAUUACCUGACCAACUACGUGGCCUGGUACGUGGCCUGGGUUUACCGUUUCACUAUCUGCAGGGAAGAGUAUGGAGACGUGGAGAGGCUCUACAUCAUUAGUAUCAGGUUACCUCACAGCAGACUCUGUGUUUUAACACUCAGGAGGUACAUGAAGAUGUCUCAGUCUCAGUUUGACACUCUGGAUGAAAACACCAGACAGUCCUUCCUGGAGAAACAGCUCUGGAUCAAAGAAAACUACGAGGAUAAUAAAAUGGACUCCCACCAGGACUCAGAGAGGACGCCAAUAAAAGUGUACAGAAAGGAGCAGGAGGAGGAGAUGAAGGUGAAGAUGGCAACCGACCCAAGGAUGAAGAGGUACCGCCGCUGGAUGAGGAAUGAGGGGCCGGGCCGGCUGACAUUCAUCGAUGACUGACGGUCGUGAGCUCUGUCUGUAACAUACACACCUGCCUCAGUGCCAACAUACACGGACAACAUAUGCCGUGCUGUGUGGAGAAAUACCUGUACAGAAAGAUUAACUAUGCUUGUUUAUACAUGAGCGAUCAGCCAUCAUAAAGGGGAUGACUAAGUGGAAUAAACCGUGAGCUGGGUCUUCA